GACGCACUUCCGGUCGCGCCGCGGACCGAGCUGCGCAGGUGAGUGCGGACUCCUUGUGGUUCGCGGUGUCCCAGCGGUCAGCACGCAGGGUCACCCGCAGCCAGCCUCGCGACCCACCACAUCUUGGUGCCCACAGCGGUGACGUUUGAGUGGCGACCACCAUCAGGCCCAGAGAGCUUAGCAGGUGGCGUAACGGGGAAGCCGUGUCACUUCGCAGAGGGUGACUGCGUACGGGGCUGAAGUGGCUCGAGGUGGCAUCGCAAGUCUUUUGACGCGCUGCGGCCCUGCAGGUGCUUCAGCUCCAGUUCUUCCUUGAGAGGGGGACCAGGUGAUGCCAGCCAUGAUCCCGUCUGUUUGGCCCCAGAAGUCGGUGACCUUUGAGGAUGUGGCCGUGUACUUUACCCAGACGGAAUGGGACGGCCUGUCCCCUGAACAGAGAGCACUGUACAGGGAUGUCAUGCUGGAGAAUUACAGGAACUUGGCCUCUGUGGGACGUCCACUUCUCAAACCUGCUGUGAUCUUACAGCUAGAGGAAGGAAAGGAUCUGGAAAACCUGUCUCAGCUGGCCACUGGAACAGACUUCCAGGGCCUCUGGACUGAAUGUACUGCUACCCAGACUGGCAAUAAUGUGAUAAAAGAAGUGUAUGAAGAAAAAAAGAAUACAUCAUUUGAACUUCAGAAGGACUUUUCUCAGGAAACAUACUUUUCAAAAACCUACACUGUUGGCCAAAAACAGGAAAUCCAGUCAGCAGGAACUGAAAGGGAGAGGGUCAGUGCCAUUGACAGAAGAGCUAAGACAAGCUUCAUGGAAGGGGGUUUAUUUAGUCAGACUUCACACUUGUCCCAGGAUCAUACCAGCUCCACUGGAGAGCAGUACUCUGAUACCAGACUUACUAAGAAUGAAAGAAUUACUACAGAGGAAAUGAAACACAAAGAAUUAGCAGAGGCUUCUCAAGGUAGCUUUCAAGUUAAUAAGCUUCCAGAAAUCUGUGAUAUGGAAAAGCUCUAUCAGUGUACAGAGUGUGGCAAAGCCUUCAGUGUUAAAGCCAAGUUUGUUUGGCAUCAAAGACUUCAUAAUGGAGAGAAACCAUUCAAAUGUGUAGAGUGUGGGAAAUGUUUCAGCUACAGUUCACACUAUAUCACACAUCAGACAAUCCACAGUGGAGAGAAGCCUUAUCAGUGUAAGGUAUGUGGCAAAGCCUUCAAUGUUAAUGGAAGUCUCGUUCGACACCAGAGGAUACACACAGGAGAGAAGCCCUAUCAGUGCAAGGAGUGUGGGACUAGCUUCGGCUGUAGUUCUGCAUACAUUACUCAUCAGAGAAUACACACGGGGGAGAAACCUUACGAGUGUAGUGACUGUGGGAAAGCCUUCAAUGUUAAUGCAAAACUGAUUCAACAUCAAAGAAUUCACACUGGAGAGAAGCCUUAUGAGUGUGAUGUAUGUGGAAAGGGCUUCAGGUGCAGCACCCAGCUCAGGCAGCAUCAGAGUAUACACACUGGAGAGAAGCCGCAUCGCUGCAGUGAGUGUGGGAAAGGCUUCACUAAAAAUGCAAAGCUCAUUCAACAUCAGAGAGUGCACACGGGUGAGAAACCCUAUGCAUGCAGUGACUGUGGAAAGACUUUUAGUGCCAAAGGGAAGUUAAUCCAGCACCAGAGAAUCCACACAGGGGAGAGACCUUAUGAAUGUAGUGAAUGUGGGAAAUCUUUUAGGUGUAACUCCCAGCUUCGGCAGCAUCUGAGAAUUCAUACUGGGGAGAAGCCAUAUGCAUGCAGUGAGUGUGGGAAGGCCUUCAGUGUCAAUGCGAAGCUCAUGCAGCACCGGAGAACUCACACUGGGGAGAAGCCAUUCGAAUGCAAGGCCUGUGGCAAGUGCUUUACUUCUAAAAGAAACUUGCUUGAUCAUCAGCGAACACAUACUGGAGAGAAGCCGUAUCAGUGUAAGGAGUGUGGGAAAGCUUUCAGUAUCAAUGCCAAGUUAACUAGACAUCAGCAAAUACACACCAGGGAGAAACCUUUCAAGUGUAUGGAAUGUGAGAAAGCAUUCAGCUGUAGUUCUGACUAUAUUGUACACCAGAGAAUCCAUACUGGAGAGAAACCCUUUCAGUGCAGUGAGUGUGGCAAAGCCUUCCAUGUCAAUGCUCACUUAAUUAGACACCAGAGAAGCCAUACUGGGGAAAAGCCUUUCAGAUGCAUGGAGUGUGGCAAGGGCUUCAGCCUUAGUUCUGACUGCAUUAUACAUCAGACUGUCCAUACUUGGAAGAAACCCUAUAUGUGUAACAUAUGUGGGAAAACUUUCAGGUUUAGCUUCCAACUAAGUCAGCACCAAGAUGUUCACAAUGAAGACAAAUCCUAAUGAAGAAAAAA
Messenger RNA from Arvicanthis niloticus (Nile rat), 2364 nucleotides. It is a transcript of the gene Znf23, whose product is annotated as zinc finger protein 23. Gene Ontology annotation, cellular component: nucleus. Gene Ontology annotation, biological process: regulation of transcription by RNA polymerase II. NCBI's taxonomy places the organism in Eukaryota, Metazoa, Chordata, Mammalia, Rodentia, Muridae. The record is from RefSeq and is a predicted model, not a curated record. Gene Ontology annotation, molecular function: RNA polymerase II cis-regulatory region sequence-specific DNA binding; DNA-binding transcription factor activity, RNA polymerase II-specific.